Oryctolagus cuniculus (rabbit) is the source of this 2470-nucleotide messenger RNA. It is a transcript of the gene SPADH, whose product is annotated as spermadhesin family member. Gene Ontology annotation, biological process: single fertilization. Lineage: Eukaryota; Metazoa; Chordata; Mammalia; Lagomorpha; Leporidae. The record is from RefSeq and is a predicted model, not a curated record.
CAGCAGACUCCAUAUAUCCCCAGGUCACCCUGGCUCGGCUCACCCCCCGCCUGCAGCCGGGCCCUGCUCAGCAUGAGGGCGCCCCCCGCCGUCACGUGGGUGCUGAUCUUCAGUGCAGCGACAGUCCUGUCAACUGCAUGGAGUAAAGACAUCACCGGCUGCGGGGGUUACAUCACAGAGCCCUGGGGCAGGAUCCUCAGCUACACCGGGCCGGACGCCGAGUGUACCUGGACCGUGCAGGUGACCCCCGGCCACCAGGUUCUCCUGACAGUGCCCGUUCUCAACCUCACCUGUGAGAGAGAGAAGCUGGAAAUCUUGGACGGGUCUCUGACAUCUCCCUCCUACGAGAAUAUCUGUAGAGGCGUAGCUCUCAGCUACCGCUCCUCCUCCAACAUCAUAACCAUUAAGUACUCCAGAGAAGCCGACCAAACGCCCUCGUUCUUCGAGAUAUAUUACUAUGGCGAUCCCCAGGGAGGGGCUGACACUUGCGGCGGCGUCCUCACAGACCCCACAGGCAAGCUCUCCAACAGCCCCAGCCCCAGCUCCUCCUGUGUCUGGAACAUCCUGGUGCAGCCAAUGCAGAGGAUCCGCCUGCAGCUCCCCGCCCUCGGCCUCACCUGUCCAGAUGAGCAUGUGGAAAUCCUGGAUGGGUUUGUGCUCUCUGAGUCCCUCGGGAAGAUCUGUCAGGGCUCGGCUCUCCUCUACCAGUCUACCUCCAACGUCGUGACGGUCAAGUACACCAGAAUCCCCAGCCGGCAGCCCACACCCUUUGAAGCGCUGUACUCCAGUGUAUCAGCAGAGCCAGAUGAGCUACAAGCAAGGGCAGGAGGGCCUGCCCAGUGUGUGGGUCUCUUCACACGUUCUUCAGGAAGGCUGGUCAAGCACGCCAGGGGCCAGAGAGGGUGUGUCUGGAUCAUCCGCGUGCAGCCGUCAUACCUCGUGCACCUGUCGUUUCCUCUGCUCAGACUGGAUUGUAAGCAGGAGAGGGUGGAAAUUCUGGAUGGAUAUCCAGGGUCCGUUUCCCUGGGGACAGCUUGUACGGGCUCGUCUCUCGCCUAUCUCUCGUCUUCCAACACCAUGACCGUCAUAUACAACAGCACUUCCAACUACUCACCCACAUUCUUCGAUGCAUACUACCACAGUGAUCUGAAAGAGACUGAGACAUGCGGGGGCCACCUCACGGAUCUCUGGGGCCGGCUGAUCCACCUUCCCGGGUACAAAGCCUCCUGUGUCUGGGUCAUCAAGGUGAAGCCAGGUCGGAGAGUCUCUCUGGCGUUUCCUGCCCUCAACCUCACCUGUGAGAAUGAGCACGUGGAAAUCCUGGCUGGGACCCCGGAUGCCACUUCCCUUGGGAGAAUUUGUCAGGGCUUCUCACUCGUCUACCAGUCCAACUCCAACACCAUGACAGUCAAAUACUCGACUAAGCGCUCGGGACCGUCCUCUUUCUUCGAGGCAUAUUACUACAGUGACCCAGAAGAGGUGCCCACGUUGCCAGAGGGAAGCGAUCCCAGGGAAUGUGAGAACCACUUCAUAGACCUGUGGGGCAGGUCCACGCUUUCCCGGACGAGGACCUCGCCCUGCAUCUGGACCCUGGUCAUAAAGCCCACGCAGCGAGGCAACCAGCACGCGUCUUUCCUUAACCUCACCUGCGACAGUGAGCAGUGGGAAAUCCUAGAUAAACCGUUCGGCUCCAAUUCCCUUGGGACGAUUUGUCAAACUAUGUCUUUAGCGUACCAGACCUCUCUGAACCGCAUGACCCUAUCCUACUCCAGCCGUUCCAGCCCCCAGCCCACUCUCUUCGACGUCCAUCUCUUUGGUGAAUCCCCAGAGACAAUUGAGUCAAUAAGGAAAAAAGGGCAUGAUGACUGUGGGGACCACCUCGCACAUUCCUCAGACGGACUGGUCGGCACCUACGGGCCCCGAAUUGUCUGUGUCUGGAGCGUCCACAUGCAGCUGACAACGCAGGCCCUGGUGGCACAGCCCAUCGGCAACAUGUCUUGUGUGAGCCGAGAGGCAGCUGUGCUGGACGGACCUCUCGGGCUGUAUUCACUCGGCAAAGUCUGCCAGGACAUCUCCUUCAUCUACCAACCAGCCUACAAUCACCUGCUGGUCUCCUACUCCGGAAAUCCCGCCUCUCCCGUCACUCUCAUGGACGCCUAUUUCUAUCGCUCUUCGAAAGGCAAGACUUCAGCAGUAAUUCACGUCCCGGCAAAGAAGAAAGCAGAAAAAGGAGCCGCCACGCAGAACCGCCCUCUGUAGAACCUUCUGGAAGUCGCUGGCUGCUUGGAAACGCUCCCUGGACUAACUGAUGGAGCCUCCUGCUCACCCCUACAUCCCCGAGUCCUGCCAGCCCCUGCCUCCUCCCUGGGGAACAAAACCUCCCCCCUCCCUGCCCCGACACCUGCCGUCUCUGGGCUGCAGAGCUAUGCAUUGCCACGGUCCUUCCCAAUAAAGCGUCUCUUCAGCUCAA